GCAGAUGGCGGUGACAGAGGGACCUGUGCUGCAGAUAGAAGCUCUGUCUGAGGGAAUUAACCAACUCACGGGUUCCAGAGAGGAGAGAGGGGCUGGAGCUGUUCCAAACAUCAAAGGCAGACCCAUACUGGUUAUAAGGGAAACCACCUUCUGACCUAGUCCUGUAGACAUGGGGAAGAUAGAAAGCAAACAACCAGCCCCGGACAUUCCCAAGAAAAUCUCAACCUGGUGGGAGAGGCUACAGAAGAAGCCACCAGCUCCAACCAUGACCAUUCCAAACAUGAACUUUAACUUCCCAACCCUGUGGGGAAGGAGAGAGAGCAAGCUACCAGACCCAGACAUACCCAGUAUAUUCUCCACUCUGUGGAGAACCCCCAACAACCCCAACGAUUUUGUCCCUCUUUUCACCGACUGUGUGGGGAUAGCUGCAGCUAGGACCCAGGAGUACCUCCUGUUCCUGGACCCAGAGGACAAGUUCCAGCCUAGCCCGUCAGCCCUCAAUGAUAUCUUUCUAAUGACCUACAUCACCCAGAGCAGCCACCUCCACAUGACCGACUCCUUCAACUGCACCACCAUGACCAAGCAGCAGCGCAUCCUCCUGGGUGCUGACUGGGUGUGGGCUGUGCUGGAGAGGCCCACCAAGAACCCCCGCAUCCAGAUCGCCGUGCAGAUCCUGCACCUGCCCGAGAGGGGGGGAGGGCCAGCCGAGGACAUCCCCCCGGAGGUAUACACUGAAUCCAUGCAGAUGGCCAAGAUGGAGUCUGCUCAUAAGAACAAGGCAGAAAGGAUGGUGGAUUUCUGUGCCUCCAUCGGUAAUGACUGCUACGCCCUCUUUCUCCUCUUUGGCCGCAAGGGCGACCCGGGCAACAUCUACGGAGUGCUGAGCAACAACUUUCACGCUGCUAUAGGGAAGACUAAGAUCAACCGUGCACUCAUUGAGAAUUUCUUUAAAGGAUCCAGGUACUUACACACACCCACUGGAAUGCUACAGGCUAUUGUCACCAAGCGAGAUUCUGACCCUUUAACUUUGCUCAUCAAGUUUACCUGACCAGUGUGAUCGAUGACAGAGCAGCCAUAUGGGACCUUUCAGAUUACUCUGUUUACUGUAGUGUUUCACAUGGGAGGAUGGACUGUUGUGAUUGUUGGGUUUAUGCUUGCCUGGGACUUGGGGACCCAGUGUGCUGAAAUUGGCCUGUGUCCAUAUCUCGUUUGUGGACUACUGACCCAUGCCUGCUGACAGCUGCUCACACCCCUGUGGUUAGUAUUUCUGUUAGAGCUCUAUUCAAUCAGAUCCGCUUUAGCCGACAUCCACAUAGCGGUUCUUUUGGCAGUGUGGGAGAUUAAACUGCGUUAGAGCUGUCAAAUCCAAAAGCGGCUCCUGACAUUAUACCUAAAGCGAACAUUGCUAUUGGCUGCGCAGAGUCACAUUAACAGAAAUCCCAUGCAGCCUUGUUUACAAGUUGGAACACUGGAAUGUGAGAUGGAAUCUACAUCUCCAUUAAGAUGAUAGAAACCCUCAUUAUUUAGUUGAAUGAUUUUCAAUUUGAGCGUCAUUAUUUCAAUAUAGCCUACACUUUCUCCUUCUGAACUUCUAACGAAAGUGGGACGGGUGGGGCUUUGUGACAAAGAUCAAGAGCAGCUGCUCACCGAUUUGACAGCUCCAAUGCAGUUAUACCUCCGACACAGCCAAAACAUCAGCUAUGCAGGUGUCGGUUAUGGCCAGUUAAUGCAUGAUCUGAUUGAAUCGAGGCCUUAAUGGACUUAACACUUCACUGGAAAUGUACACAAACAACCGAUCUGCUAUCACUAAUCAUUGACUGAACACAUUGUGAUAGCUUCACCCAAAACCUCAUUCUAAGUUCAUUUGAUUAAGGUGGAUUGUUCUCUUAAAGUUGAGUCAAAGUAGAAAAUAACAGGAUGGGUUCAAAAAUAAAUUAAUAUACAUUUCUGGAUGUCUUGAGUUAUCUUGUUUAGAAGAGGAUUAUUUAUGUUGAGGAUUAUGCUCAGUGGUAAAUAGCAUAAUGUAAAUGAAGGGAUUUGUGUUUAAAUAUGCAGGUUUGCUAAGGCUAAGGUUAUAUAUACACAGUGUGGUGCCGAGAAUAAUACUACUCUUUCUCCCCAAUACCACAAAGACAUCAGAUUAUGUGUAGAGAUGGCUUUAAUGAGUAAUGAGAUUCAACAAAACAUCCAAAUGCUUUAGAUACAGUACAUAAUUAGAACAAUUAUUACUAAAACAGUUGAAACAUACUAAAAGCCAACUAACUUUUCACAGUAUCUCACACAAAAAAAGUUAUUUGAAUGUUCAACAUGCAAAUAUGACAUUUGUUAUUCAAAACGCUAGAGAAUAUCCUGUUGGUCUUGAAAUGUGUUACAUUGUGUUCUACAUACAUAAUUCAAUAGAACAUAUUGUCUUAAAUGUCCUGGUGCGUUUUAAUGUAUAUAUGCCUAGUUGGAGGCCUGGGAGUUAUCAGUAUGUGAAUGUGUUCUCUGUCUUGUAGCCCAGAAUGGAGAGGUUGGGGCGCCAUGGAUGCUGGGUCAUGGGGAGUGGGCCACACAUGACAAUGAGCACAUCGUUGGACACCAGGGGAAGGUGCUCUUUCAUCAUAUCAGCGUUCACAAACCCUGAGCUGUACUUCCAGUCUGUAAUUAGAGGAAAACACAAGCUGAAUUCAACUGUUUUUAAUCAACAGAUAAGGAUCAGCCCUGCAGGCCAAUUAAAUGAGCACACCCUGUUAGCGAAGAUGUGUUUAAUUUAUGUGGAACUAACGGAUGAGUGCCAGGAUAGACAAUUAGCUGGAGCCUCAUUUGCAUACUGUACCAUAUGAGGAAGCUACAGUAUAGGUGACGGGUCACAUGGCAAAACAGAAUCUAAAUAGAACGUUUAGAUCAUAGCGAUGUUGGGAUAUGAUUGGAGGGGGAAGGGUUUCCAUUAAUUCAGUUGACAUCAGUAACAGACCAAUUCAAAAGGGUUGCUGCAGACAGUCAGCCAGUCCCUACAAAGGGUGUGGUGACACAGCAUGAUAAAAAAGGGCUUUUUUGCAGUCCAACACGAAUGAUACAAUGGUAUUAGACCAUGACAACCCUGUACCUUAAUCUUUUUUGUCAUGGAAUACUAUGGUCUUACCCUGUGGAGGUUUGUCAAUAGUGAACCACAAAUUGAGUUGUUCAGAGUGACUCUUCAGCACCUUCUCUAGUUCCUCCCGCAGUAGAAUAUCCUUAGCCUGUGGGCAAGAGACCAUCAUUAGAAGAAGGUUUAAAAUUGCUAGUGCUACAACUAAUACAGUAUGUCAUUGAGUCUUGUUAAACCAUACUAAAGGUGAGACAUUGAUCUUGGUUGACUAUUGUCAGAUCGUCUGUUGUACCUGUUGUAUUCAUAACAAGCUCUGUGUCCACUUCAUUGAUAAUCCACGGUGACAGUGUAAUACUGUGUGGGAUGUGACUCUUCCCUGUACGCCGGUGAGACUGACCUCUGACCUGGUUAGCAAAUAUGAGGGAGCACUUGGUGUCAUCUGCAGGGUCUGCUGUAAUACUGUGUGGGAUGUGACUCUUCCCUGUACGCCGGUGAGACUGACCUCUGACCUGGUUAGCAAAUAUGAGGGAGCACUUGGUGUCAUCUGCAGGGUCUGCUGUAAUACUGUGUGGGAUGUGACUCUUCCCUGUACGCCAGUGAGACUGACCUGGUUAGCAAAUAUGAGGGAGCACUUGGUGUCAUCUGCAGGGUCUGCUGUAAUACUGUGAAUCAGCUGCAGCAUGGAGGUAAUCCUUGAAAAAGCACCCAGACAUUUAAGACAAUUUGCAGUUGAUGAUGAACUUAUAAAUAGUCCUACAAGUAAGUGCCAAUGAUGUCUGGACAGACUGGAGAGGUGGGUUGGCCUCCGGUCCAGUUCUAAAUUGGUUUAGGACCUAUUUAACCGGUCAAGAGUUUUUUGGUGAACAUAACUCAGAGAAAAUACAUGUCACAUGUGGCGUUCCACAAGGUUUGAUUUUGGGUCCUGUACUGUUCAGUUUAUAUACAGGGGUAUGUUAUCAGAAAGCACAACAUUGAUUUUCAAUACUACACAGACGAUACACAACUGUACAUUUUUGUAUCACCAGACGAUUUUAGCUCCACAGAUACAUUAUUAGACUGUAUUACUGAUUUAAAUACUUGGAUGGCUCACAACUUCCUCCAGCUAAAUCAAGUCAAGACCGAGGUAAUUAUUGUUGGAUUCAAAACACAGAGAGAAAAUCUAGCUGUAGAUUUUAAUUAAUGGGCAAUAAAGACAAAACACUUGUUAAAAACCCUUGUUAUUUUAGAUUCUUAACCAAAUUUCAAAUCACACAUUAGGAAUGUGACCAGCAUUUUACAACCUGAAGAGCAUUGCCAAGGUGUAGAUGUUUCUCUCUCAGGCUGAUGCAGAGAGAGUUAUCCAUGCUUAUAUUACAAGCAGGCUUGACUACAGUAAUGCUCUCCUGUCUGGUCUACUCAUAAAGUCAUUGGUCAACUGUAAAACAUACAGAAUGCUGCAGCACGGGUACUGACCAAGACCAGACGGAGAGCACAGAUUACACAGGUUUCAUGGUCUCUGCACUGGCUGCCUGUGAGGUUUACUAUUCAUUUUAAGAUUCUAUUGUUUAGUAUUUAUCAAUUCAUGUCAGACAUGCCUUUAAGUUAUGUACUAUACACAGUAGGUCCCUCAGGUCCUCUGGCACUGGCCUUUUAACUAUCCCAAAGCCUAGGACUAAGAGGCAGGGAGAGGCAGCCUUUAGUUAUUAUGCCCCCAGCCUCUGGAAUAGCCUGUCAGAGAACCUGAGGGUGGCCGAAACUGUAGACAUAUUUAAAAAACAUUUUUAGUUUUACUUAGGGUACUUUUUAGAUGUUCAGUUUGUGUCAUUCCUUUAUUUUGCAUAUUAUGUUUGUAGUAAAUAUUUCAGCUUUUAUUUUCAUUAUUUUUUAUUGUUUCUGUAAAGCACAUUGUGUUGCAUUCCAUGUCUGAAAUGUGCUGUAUAAAUAAAGCUUGAUUUGAUUUGUUAACAGGUGACCUAAAUCACACAUCUAGUAAGUUAGACAUCAAUAAAGGGUAUAUUCAAGGAACCUCCAGAGGCUGAAGAAAAAAGUAAUCUCUACAAAUAAUCUAAAGGACAUCUGGAGAUUACUAUUCAACUACAAAAGACUACUCCUUUUUUCUCAAAGUAAGAAAAUCUACUCAAGAAUUGACUACAUUUACAGUAUAUUUCACUACAUUUAUUGGGUAAAGAAAUCCAUGACAUAGUGAUAUUGGAUCAUUCUCCUGUAUCAUGCUUAAUUACACCAACAUAAAAUAUACUUUGUUCAUUCUCCAUAUUCUGUCACUGAGUGCAUCGUCAAAGAACCAACAUGUAUUAUACAUGUUACAAAAAAACCUUGACCAUUACAAAUGAGGACAGAGUAAAGCCCUCCCCUGACAUAAUUUGGGAUGUUAAGGCAUACAUAAGGGGGAUGAUCAUCUCAUUCUCUGCAAAAGAUAAAUCUGAGUUAAUAAAAAAAAAAGUACAAAUUCUGAACUUAAGCAGGCAUAUGAUAUUUUUGAAGAGAGCCAACAACUACAGGUUAAACUAAAAUUAAACAUACUAUUUACUGGCAAAUAAACCCAGUAAACACCUUGCAUUCCUCACAAAUGAAUACAUGCCAAAAAGUUUUAAAAGAGAAGGAUACAAAUGCUUCAAUUAGACAACGCUAUUCAUUUCCAUUUUUAAAGGCUUUUAAUGAAAAUCUAUAUAAAUCCAAAUUAAACAGUUGGACUGAUCUUGCAGUCUUACACUCAACAACCCUGAAGCAACUAUCAGGGGGAAAAAAAUCCCCCCCAAAAUAAAUAUUAGACAAAACUUUCACGUGACAAAAAGCACCAGGCAUGGACAGCAUUCCCAUAAAAUUUUACUUAACAUUCUGGGACAAAGUAGCGCUCCUAAUUACUGAAAUGAUAAGACAUACAGCACUGUGCAAACGUUUUAGGCAGGUGUGAAAAAAAUACCGUAAAGUAAGAAUGCUUUCAAAAAUAGACAGGUCAAAAGUUUAUAUUUAUCAAUUAACAAAAGUCAGUGAACUGAAGAAAAAUCUAAAUCUAAAUCAAAUCAAUAUUUGGUGAGACCACCCUUAGCCUUCAAAACACCAUUAAAUCUAGGUACACUUGCACACAGUUUGAAAGAACUCAGCAGGUAGGUUUGCCCAAACAUCCUGGUGAACUAACCACAGUUCUUCUGUGGAUUUAUGCAGCCUCAGGUGCUUCUCUCUUCAUGUAAUCCCAAACAGAUUCGAUGUUGUUGAGAUCAGGGCUCUGUGGGGGCCAUACCAUGACUUCCAGGAAAACGUGUUCUUCUUUAUGCUGAAUUUAGUUCUUAAUGACUUUCACUGUAUGUUUGGGGUCUUUGUUUGCUGCAGAAUAAAUUUGGGGCCAAUCAGAUUGCAUGAUGGAUAAGUAUCUGCCUAUACUUCUCAGCAUUGAGGAGACCAUUCAUUCUGACCAAAUCCUCAACGCCAUUUGCAGAAAUGUAGCCCCAAACUUGCAAGGAAAAUCCGUCAUGCUUCACUGUUGACUGCAGACACUCAUUCGUGUACCGCUCCCCAGCCCUUCGGCGAACAAACUGCUUUCUGCUACAGCCAGUAGCAGAGCACCUGCUGCCAUUUUUCUGUACCCCAGUGCAUAGUUGAGUCGCUUGGCCUAGUUUCCAUGUCAGAGGUAUGACUUUUUGGCCACAAGUCUUCCAUGAAGGCCACUUCAGACCAGACUUCUCAGGACAGUAGAUGGGUGUACCAGGGUUCCACUGUUUUCUGCAAAUUCUGAGCUCAUGGCACCGCUGGACAUCUUCUGAUUGCGAAGAGAAGUAAGCAUGAUGUGUCUUUCAUCUGCUGCAGUAAGUUUCCUUGGCCGACCACUGCGUCUACGGCCCUCAACGUUGCCCGUUUCUUUGUGCUUCUUCAAAACAGCUUAGACAGCACAUAUGGAAACCACUGUCUGCCUUGACAUGUCUGCCUGGGAGAGACCUUACUGAUGCAGUAUAACUACCUUGUGUCUUGUUGCUGUGCUCAGUCUUGCCAUGGGGUAUGACUUUUGACAGUAAACUGUCUCCAGCAACCUCACCUUGUUAGCAGAGUUUGGUUGUUCCUCACCCAGUUUUAUUCCUCAUACACAGCUGUUUCUGUUUCAGUUAAUGAUUGUGUUUCAACCUACAAAUUGAUUGAUGAUCAUUAGCACCUGUUUGGUAUAAUUGUUUAAUCAUACACAUAUGCCUACAAAAUCCCUGACUUUGUGCAAGUGUACCUAGAAGAAUUGAUGCUGUUUUGAAGGCAAAGGAUGGUCACACCAAAUAUGGAUUUGAUUUAGAUGUUUCUUCUGUUCACUCACUUUGCAUUUAGUUAAUUGAUAGAUAUAAUUUAUUAACAUGUCUAUUUUUUUAAAGCAUUGUAACCUUCCUGUAUUUUUUGACACUAUCCUAAAACCUUUACACUGUACUGUAUGUCACUCAAUUUAGUGCUUUCUAGCUCCAUGUAUCAAACAGUCAUCUCAGUUAUAUUAAAAUCAGGACAAUCUGGAGUCCCCUGCAGAUUACAGACCCAUAAAUGUAAUAAAUUGUGACAGAAUAAUAACAAAACUCAACAGCAACAGAAUACAAAAGUCUCACCAGACGUGACAUAUUAAUCAAACAAGGUCUAUUAAAAAUAGACACAUACAAAAAAAUACAAGAACAUGUUUCAAUAUGAUACAAUAAGCUAAAAUACAAGAACAUGUUUCAAUAUGAUACAAUAAGCUAAAAUACAAGAACAUGUUUCAAUAUGAUACAAUAAGCUAAAAUACAAGAACAUGUUUCAAUAUGAUACAAUAAGCUAAAAUACAAGAACAUGUUUCAAUAUGAUACAAUAAGCUAAAAUACAAGAACAUGUUUCAAUAUGAUACAAUAAGCUAAAAUACAAGAUGUAGAUUUAUCAAUAUUGGCAUUAGAUGCUGUUAGGAAUUUUAUGAAUAAUUAUAUUUAAAUAUAAUUAUAACUAAUUAAACUCUACCCUGUUUUACAAUAUCUGAUUAAUAAUGUUAGUUCCUAAGAAAGAGGUUAGGUAGCAUGGAUAAGGGGUAAUUGGAAAUGAUAACCAUUGUGGAAGAAGGAAUGUAUGUGUGUAUGUCUAAAGUAAGCAAAGAGUAUCAUUAACCUAUGUUUGAACCGACUCAAAUAAGACAGCGAGAGCCCCUCCAGGUUUUCCUUAUCUGGAACUGUCUGCUAAGUGGUAAUAAACUAUGGUGAGACUUCAGGAGUUAAUCCAGAUAUAGUGUGUCAGGUAUGUGAGUUGGAAUGAAUUUUUGAACCUGCUUUGUCCUGGUCGAGAGGAGGAGAUACAUUUUAUAACCUAUGACAUAUGUGGUAUAUAAACUGUUAUACAUGGUUCUAUGAGCAGCGCUCUCGAGAAUAAAUGCUAUUGGCUAAUUUUGAUAGA
This is a messenger RNA of Oncorhynchus keta (chum salmon), 8443 nucleotides long. RefSeq names its product RAB15 effector protein (gene rep15). The coding region runs from base 170 to 1048 and encodes 292 amino acids. NCBI's taxonomy places the organism in Eukaryota, Metazoa, Chordata, Actinopteri, Salmoniformes, Salmonidae. Gene Ontology annotation, biological process: receptor recycling. The record is from RefSeq and is a predicted model, not a curated record. The transcript has 3 exons.